GACCGGCGUUGCCUGGUGAAACGUUGUUGUGAUGGCUCGUGUAAGGAGGAGAAAUGCGUACCAUCACGUUUGCGACUUUGAUAAAGGUCCGGUUGUAGCCUAUCGCGAUUGCAGUUUAUCGUAUCGCGACAUUGCUGCUCGCGUUGGUCGACGUCCAAUGACUGUUAGCGGAAUAUGGAAUCGGUGGGUUCAGGAGGGUAAUACGGAACGCCGUGCUGGAUCCCAACGGCCUCGUAUCAGUCGAGAUGACAGGCAUCUUAUCCGCACGGCUGUAACGGAUCGUGCAGCCACGUCUCGAUCCCUGAGUCAACAGAUGGGGACGUUUUCAAGACAACAAGCAUCUUCACGAACAGUUCGACGACGUUUGCAGCAGCAGGGACUAUCAGCUCGGAGACUGUGGCUGCGGUUACCCUUCACGCUGCAUCACAGACAGGAGCGCCUGCGAUGGUGUACUCAACGACGAACCUGGGUUCACGAAUGGCAAAACGUCAUUCUUUCGGAUGAAUCCAGGUUUUGUGUACAGCAUCGUGAUGGUCGCAUCGGUGUUUGGCGACAUCGAAGUGAACGCACAUUGGAAGCGUAGCCGGCCGCGGUGGCCGUGCGGUUCUGGCGCUGCAGUCCGGAACCGCGGGACUGGUACGGUCGCAGGUUCGAAUCGUGCCUCGGGCAUGGGUGUGUGUGAUGUCCUUAGGUUAGUUAGGUUUAAGUAGUUCUAAGUUCUAGGGGACUUAUGACCUAAGAUGUUGAGUCCCAUAGUGCUCAGAGCCAUUUGAACCAUUUUUUUUGGAAGCAUGUAUUCGUCAUCGCCAUACUGGCAUAUGACGCGCGUGAUGCUAUGGGGUGCCAUUGGUUACACGUUUCGGUCACCUAUUGUUCGCAUUGACAGCACUUUGAACAGUGGACGCUACAUUUCAGGUGUGUUAUGACCCGUGGCUCUACCCUUCAUUCGAUCCCUGCGAAACCCUACAUUUCAGCAGGAUAAUGCACGACCUCAUGUUGCAGGUCCUGUACGGGCCUUUGUGGAUACGGAAAACGUUCGACUGCUGCCCUGGUCAGCACAUUCUGCAGAUCUGUCACCAAUUGAAAACGUCUGGUCAAUGGCGACCGAGCAACUGGCUCGUCACAAUACGCCAGUCACUACUCUUGAUGAACUGUGGUAUCGUGUUGAAGCUGCAUAGGCAGCUGUACCCGUACACGCCAUCUGAGCUCUCUUUGACUCAAUGCCCAGGCGUACCGAGGCCGUUAUUACGGCCAGAGGUGGUUGUUCUGGGUACUGGUUUGUCAGGAUCUAUGCACCCAAAUUGCGUGAAAAUGUAAUCACGUGUCAGUUCUAGUAUAAUAUAUUUGUCCAACGAAUACCCAUUUAUCAUCUGCAUUUCUUCUUGGUGUAGCAGUUUUAAUGGCCAGUAGUGUAUUUGGCGGCAAGGCAGCUCAGUCCUUAGAACCAGGAGAUCGGUCGGGUGUGUGCACAAAGUCUGGCAAGGGGACACACUGUGCUAUACCAGUUAAGAGCAGAGUAACACGAGUCCUAAAGUAGCGUUGGUUACCUAAACGAGUGGAGAAAUGAGAAUGGUAACUCUUUGAAUAAAGUAGUACCAUAGCUCUUUCUGGCUUUGUUUGUAUUUUUCUAGAACUCCGUGUCAGAUAAUACAUCACUGUAGAAAAAAAUAAAAGUAAAACUAAACGAGGUCUCUAUUCUCUGUGAGACUUGACAUGCGAAGUAUUUGUGCCGAAACAAAUAGGAAGUUGUUAGAAGAUUAUUGUUCAACAUUUAGAGCUGUGUACCGGUGGGAGCAGUCUGAGGCAGUUGGAAUUCGCUUGCGACGAUCAACGUUGACCGACUGUCGCUUGACAGAUGUCCGCCUGUACGUCGUAGAAGUCCCGGGGGCUCUGUACGAGGACAGCAGGCUGACGAGCGCACUGUGUUGCAGAAUCAGCAGCGAUGGCAGCCAGGGAGGAGGUGGAGCUGGGCGACCUGCUGGACGCGGGUGACGGCGCCGUCGUCACCCUGGUGGCGGGGGAGACGCGGCUGGCUGCCCACAGGGCGGUCCUCGAGAAGAGGAGCCCAGUGUUCAGGUCAAUGCUCGGCAGCAACGACGCAGAAGUCAACGUGGAGAACGUGGAGGGCGCGGUGCUGCGGCAGCUGCUCUCCUACGCGUACACCCUCCGGGUCCCGCAGCAGGUGUGCAGCGUGGCCCCCCAGCUGCUGGCGGCCGCCGACACCUACCAGUUGUCAGAUCUGAAGGACGCGUGCGAGCGGCGAGCGGUCGCGGAGCUGGCGCUGGAGAACGCGGCGGCUCUGGGGGUGCUCGCACUGAGGCACUCCUGCCCCAGGCUCCGGCAGGCUGCCGUUGCGCUAAUUAAGGACAACCCCCGGAAGGUGAUGAUGUCGCAGAGCUGGGAAGAUACAAAGGCCAGGUACCCACACCACCUGGUGGACUUAAUGGCGCUGAUUAUGGAGUCACCAGCAGAAAAGAGCCCGCCGGCCACCACAGGGGGCGGGCCCACACCCGCCAACCCCCGCCGGGCCCGUGGCCGUCGCGGCCGCACUGCCCCCGCAGCUGCGCCGCCCGCGGCUGCCCCGCACGCACCCCCGCCACCUGGCGACGCAGCCACCUCUCGCCUGCGGAGCCUCUCUGCAGAGGAGAGGGACAGGAGGCUGGUCCAGGCGGCUGAGGAGGGGGCAGUGGGGGAGCUGAGGGCGCUGAUCGCCGCAGGGGCCGACGUGGGGGCGACGGUGUGGGGGUGGACCGCCCUGCACUGGGCAGCGGAAGUGGCGGCUGCGCUGCUCGUCGCGGGGGCCGACAGGGGGGCCACAGAUGGUAAGGGGCGGACAGCGCUGGACCUCGCCAGGCGGCACAACCACAGGCGGCUGGUGGAGAUGCUGUCAUGA
Messenger RNA from Schistocerca cancellata (South American locust), 2893 nucleotides. RefSeq names its product protein maternal effect lethal 26-like. NCBI's taxonomy places the organism in Eukaryota, Metazoa, Arthropoda, Insecta, Orthoptera, Acrididae. The coding region runs from base 1943 to 2893 and encodes 316 amino acids. The transcript is spliced from 4 exons. Gene Ontology annotation, molecular function: ubiquitin protein ligase binding. The record is from RefSeq and is a predicted model, not a curated record. Gene Ontology annotation, cellular component: nucleus; cytoplasm. Gene Ontology annotation, biological process: proteasome-mediated ubiquitin-dependent protein catabolic process; regulation of proteolysis.